Vanrija pseudolonga is the source of this 882-nucleotide messenger RNA. RefSeq lists its product as uncharacterized. Bases 16 to 618 code for a protein of 200 amino acids. The record is from RefSeq and is a predicted model, not a curated record. The transcript is spliced from 3 exons. NCBI's taxonomy places the organism in Eukaryota, Fungi, Basidiomycota, Tremellomycetes, Trichosporonales, Trichosporonaceae.
CCCAACUCCCGCGCCAUGCCCCCGCCACCAACAACGGCACCCAGCACGCGAAGACGCUGGGUGCCCAUCAACGUCCCCCCACCCGCCAAGCAGCCGACACCAGCGCCGAUGCUCCAGCUGCCCACGCCGGCACCGAGCACACACAGCGAGGAGAGCGACGCGGCGCAGCCGUGCGCGCUGGUGCGCGCGACCGACCCACUACCGUUCCCGUGUAACCAGUGGAAGUUUACGCUCAUGCGCGAUCCGCUCACCGCCGACGAGAUCAAUGCCGUCUUCGCCAAUGCCGAGCGCACGCUGCGGAGUGCUGGCGGUGGGUACCUUCCCCCAGCGGCGCCAGACCUAGCUCACGCCGCCCCAGUCACGCCCUACGCCAUCACGGUCCGCAACGGCCACCGCCGCGUCGACCUCGGCCUCGCGCGCGGUAUCGUGCGUGUCCGCUUCGCCGCCACCGUCUUCCUCGAUCAAGUCGUGCUUGAGCUCCUCGGGCGGGGGAUCGAGCGAGCGUGCGGCGUCGCGAGCGAGGACAGCGACUCGGAGGACGACGAGGAUGCCGACGCAGAGGCGUUUGCUGUCAAGGCUGCCUUUGCGCACCUCACUGCCGAGGACGCCGACGGGUAGCCUGGCCUUCGCCGGCUGCUGCUGCGGCAUCACCGACGCCGCCGCCUUCCUUCCCGGUCCAGUCAACCGGCCUUCCCUUCCCUUGAUCGCCGACGCCCCCAUCACCUUCGCGCCCAUCACUCCAGCGCCGCGCCAAUCACCCACUCACUCCCACUCACCUCCACCCCGACUCUCCACUGCAUGCUCGCAAAGUUGUCUCCUGUCAUCCACAAGUCUCCUGUCACCACUGUGCAUAUGUACCAUCCACACCCAGAUGUAUCCCUC